AUGGACGAUAACGAACCUAUUAACAGCAACCUAUCGUUCUCAUUGCACGGAAAACGAUCGAGAAGUCUGGAUAAUGACGAAGAGAAUCAACCGGUGCCGCAAAUACCUGACGGUGUUAAAAAGCGCGCAAUUCAACAGCAACAUAACAUUUCAGCUAUCAAGCAAUACGAUUUCAUUAAACAGUUGCUGGCAAAAGUGCCUGACGGAAAACCUGAGUACAUGCUCGCUCGACAAUGGUACCAAAAUUGGGAAAGGUACUGCAUUGAUUUAUCGCCCGUUUCACCGAGUAAAAUAGACAAUUCAAGUUUAUUACGCGAAGAUGGCAGUGUUAGACUCGACCUAGCCUACGAUAAAGAUUUUAUAGUACUACCGGAGAAGGCUUGGCUAUAUCUAAUUCGAUGGUACGGCUUAUUAGAUCCAUCUUAUACAUUAUCAAGGAAAAGUAAUAAGAAAAAGGCACCGCCUAUAACCAGACCACCUAUAAAAAUUAUUCCACCUUCUAAAUCAAAACCAGCAUCAUCGCCACUAACAGUGAGGCAUCCUACUUACUAUUUUACUGUCUAUCAGGCAUACGAAUCUACGAGGACAAAGUACACAUUUACAAUACCACCAAAGGCCACUGUUUCUAGAUUUCAGAGUGCUCUCCUGAAUGCCCUGGAUUUACCUUCAGGAACAUCCGUUGAAUUAUGGCUCCUCAAUAAUAGAUUAUUUAAGAAUAACGCCUCUUUCUCCAUAUCCUACGAAUUAUUGAACGAUCCAGAAUCAGCAGAGUACGUUGAUUUCUACAAAAUUGAUAUUGACUCCACAGUUUCCACUUAUUUACCAAUGUCAUCCUCAUCAUCGAUUGGAAGCGAAAAAAGCGACCACCAUUAUUACCAUUUGGCUGUGGACUUUAUCAACAAGAAGAAAAAUAAUAUGAAUGGAAAUACUACCACACCAAGCAGGGGAUUGUGUGGUUUACAAAAUUUGGGCAACACCUGCUAUAUGAACUCUGCACUUCAAUGCUUGAGUAACACACCACAAUUAACAAAAUGGUUCCUGAAUCGGGAUUACAAGAAGGAUAUUAAUGUAUCUAAUCCACUGGGUUUAAAUGGCGAUCUGGCAGAAUCAUUUGCUUCUGUUAUGAGCAGACUUUGGCAACCGCAUUCGACUUCCAAGCCAAGUAUCUCACCUAAAGAAUUCAAGACUACGUUUGAGGGAUUUAACUCUCAUUUUAGUGGAUACUUACAACACGAUUCCCAAGAAUUUCUUAGUUUUUUAUUGGAUGGAUUACACGAGGAUUUAAACAGAAUUUUAAAGAAACCUUAUAUUGAAAUACCCGACUUUGAUGACCUUUUAGCCGACAAAGAGAUUGCGACCUGCUUUUGGAAUUAUCACAAAGCAAGAAAUGAUUCGGUGAUCGUGGAUUUAUUUCAGGGACAGUUUAAGAGCAGAUUAACUUGUGACGAAUGUAAAAAGGUUUCUGUCACUUUCGAUCCAUUUAUGUACUUAACAUUACCACUACCCGAGGAUACACAAUGUAAAAUUGAUGUGGUCUAUGUUCCUUAUCAACCAUCUCAAAGACAGCUCAAGAUGACAAUCCACUUGAACAAUGAUGCCAAGAUCAGUCAAUUAAAGCAAGAAAUUGAGACCAACAUCACAUCAUCAUCACUCUCUAUUUCAAAUAAUCACAGUUUGUUAGUAGUAGAGAUGCAUCAAGGCAAGAUAUUUAAGGUAUUUAACGAUACAGAGGAAGUAUAUAAUAUAAAGCCUACCGAUGUAAUCUAUGUAUACCAAUUGCCAUGUCCUUCAACCGCUAAAUUGAACGAAGACUGGAUUAUAUUCCCUGUUUACUGUGCAACUACUAUUGAUCCAAAACAACAGACAAUUUCGACAAAUCAGUUUGGAUUUCCUAUUAUACUAGCUAUCGAGACUAAGGAAUCGACUGACUUGGAUAAUUUAUAUAGUACUAUUGCUCAUCAUAUCGAAAGGUAUUGUAUCGUUAAAUUGUUUGAAGAAGAUACGUCAGACACAGCCAAAGCAGUAGAAAACGACACGGCUAAAGUAGUUGAAAAAGACACAACCAAAGAAUUAUUCCCCCUCUUUCAACAACCAAUUCAUACGACUGCAGCUGUUACGCCUGCUGGUGGUAGACCUAUGGUGGCUAUGUCGAAUUUAUUUAAUAUUCGGUUGUUCGACAGACCCACACCUCCCAUCAACAAGUCACGCCUUAAUAUCCCAACCGGAAGCUCCAUCCGCUGGAGUGAUCAGACAACAAUCAAGCAAGGCCAAGGUAUAUUAAUUGAAUGGAGCGUAUCCAAGGCACAACAGAUAUUUGGAAGUUAUUCUUCAAAGUCAUCCAAAUCAAUCUACGACCAUGAUCACCAUUCGGAAAUCAACACAGAGGCAUGGAGGGAAUACGAAGAGGUUACUAAAAGCAGUACCAAAAGAAAAACAAGGAUGUCAACACGAUCUUCAAGCCAAUCUUCACUAACCUCUUCAACCCUUGAGGAUUGUUUAGAUGAGUUUACGGGUGAUGAAAAGUUGAGUAGCGAUGACUUAUGGUAUUGCCCAAGAUGCAAAAAACAUCAAAGAGCAUCUAAAAAAUUCGAUAUUUGGAAGUUGCCAGAAAUAUUAGUGGUUCACUUGAAACGAUUUAGCCAGGAGAGAACAUACGGGAAUAAAAUUGAUUCUUUCAUUGAUUUUCCGAUCGAAGAGUUAGAUAUGACAGACCGCGUUCUUUCUAGCACAGGUGAAGACAGUUUAAUAUAUGAUUUAUAUGCGAUUGAUAACCAUUAUGGCGGCAUGGGUGGUGGGCAUUAUACUGCAUAUGCUCAGAAUGCGGAAACAAAAACUUGGUAUAACUUUGAUGAUUCUCAUAUAUCAGAAAUAUCGGCAGAAGAUAUCAAGACAAAUGCGGCAUAUUUAUUAUUUUACAAACGAAGAAGAUAG
Messenger RNA from Mucor mucedo, 2931 nucleotides. RefSeq lists its product as uncharacterized. The transcript has 7 exons. Gene Ontology annotation, molecular function: cysteine-type deubiquitinase activity. The record is from RefSeq and is a predicted model, not a curated record. The coding region runs from base 1 to 2931 and encodes 976 amino acids. NCBI's taxonomy places the organism in Eukaryota, Fungi, Mucoromycota, Mucoromycetes, Mucorales, Mucoraceae. Gene Ontology annotation, biological process: protein deubiquitination.